AUGAUUUCAGCAUCGCAUCUAUUUGUUGGCGAACACGAUUUUCGUAACUUUUGCAAACUUGAUGCUGAUCGAGUGCGCCAUUUCCGAAGAAAGAUCCUUUGGAUCAACUUUGAGCAAGUGUCUUCGAGUCCAUCAAUAUGGGAAAUCGAAAUCGCUGGCUUAUCCUUCCUUUGGCAUCAAAUUCGUUGCAUGAUGGCAGUAUUGUUCUUAAUUGGGCGUGGGUUAGAGAGUCAAGAUGUUAUUUCUAAAAUGUUGGACGUGAAUCGAACUCCCAAGAAACCAGUCUAUGAACUCGCAGAUGAUGUUGGACUGAUUUUAUAUGAUUGUUUUUUCGAAGGUCUUCACUUUCAUAAAACACCAGAACAAAUCCAUCAUCUUCGAUCAUUCAAGACUUUCUAUCUACAACAUCUUCAGUCAGCUGCAGUCUUCCGUUGUAUGAGCAUGGACAGCCCACUUGGUAAUGCACGACAGUUCUCAAUGUAUAUCCAUCGAUGUGCGUUUUAUAGAUAUGUGCUCCAGUUGGCCCGUUCCACUGAAGUAUACUCCGUUACUAGAACGUCCGACCGCGUUGUCUCUAGAAGAACGGAAGGAAAACAUCGAGAGGAAGCGCCACAUGGCCAACAAUCAAGACGAUUAGCAAUUGUGGCAGUCAAGAGCGAAACAGAAGAUUUGAUUUCAGAACUGGAAAGGGACAUUCGAACUUUUUCAUCAGGUCAUUUCUUGCCUGAAAUUUUCGUUGAUAAGAUUCCCGAUCUGCUGUGGGAAGAGGUUGAAGCGGCUCAGCUCGCAAUCCAAGCAAAUCGCGUUGUUAGAGACACAACAGAAUCUGGAAUGUCCCCAACAAUCUCUUCUUAUGAAAAAACGGGAAGAAAUUGA
Messenger RNA from Condylostylus longicornis, 876 nucleotides. RefSeq lists its product as uncharacterized. Gene Ontology annotation, molecular function: RNA binding; pseudouridine synthase activity. The record is from RefSeq and is a predicted model, not a curated record. Bases 1 to 876 code for a protein of 291 amino acids. The transcript has 7 exons. Gene Ontology annotation, cellular component: cytoplasm; nucleus. Gene Ontology annotation, biological process: tRNA pseudouridine synthesis; mRNA pseudouridine synthesis. NCBI's taxonomy places the organism in Eukaryota, Metazoa, Arthropoda, Insecta, Diptera, Dolichopodidae.